Molecule: messenger RNA, 3724 nt
Organism: Larimichthys crocea (large yellow croaker)
Lineage: Eukaryota; Metazoa; Chordata; Actinopteri; Sciaenidae
Product: poly(ADP-ribose) glycohydrolase
Exons: 17
Coding region: 465-2927 (820 amino acids)
Biological process (GO): ATP generation from poly-ADP-D-ribose; carbohydrate metabolic process; nucleotide-sugar metabolic process
Cellular component (GO): cytoplasm; nucleus
Molecular function (GO): poly(ADP-ribose) glycohydrolase activity
Source: RefSeq, a predicted model, not a curated record
CAGCGUCCAAGAUGUCUCGCGAUGGUUUUAGGAGUUGCUACGUCAUUUGCACGCGGAAGUGUUUUGGCGUUCAGGAGCGGUUACUUGUUAAAUUAUUACAGUAAAAACAAAAAAAACAUUGUGUGUUUUAACAUUACACAGGAACAAACAAAGGUACCAAAGUAUUUCUAACUUAAAGCUGUCACUUUAACACCGGACCUGCUCAAACCGGGCUAUUGUUUUGACAACUCUCGUUAGCAUGUACGCCAUUUAGUUGGCUGGUUGUUUUGUUUUGUUUCUAGACGGUCUGUCAAGUUGUUGUUUGUUUUGUCGGACAGCAAACUGCUCACGACCUAAGCGAAAGGUCUGGAUAAUAUUAAAAUACAAAACAAGACUUUUUCCGCCUCAGCUAACGCUUAUUAGUUGGGUAACGUUGCUUAGCAACGCGGAUAAUCAUGGCUUUGUUGCAAUAGAUUGUGUCAUGUAUGGCUACACACCACAUUUUAAGAUUUGCUCACCUGCUACUGAAGAAAGGAGGACUAGUCUGGACAAAGCCAAAUAGAAACACCUCACUGGUGGUGUCAGCUCAAGUUGUAUUAAUGACUGCGCUGACAGACUUUGAACCUUUAGCAAAGAGACUCAGGGUUGAAACAAGUGCCACUACGUCCCAUUCAUCUUCCCUCAAAGUCCCAUCUUUGUGCAUUCAGAGCAGAGACAAUGAGACAGUAGAUCAAGAAAGGAGGCCAAACAACACAAAGGCGAAGAUGGAUAUGCGGCCAAAGGUCGGGACGGAUGGUUUGAGAGGUGUAAAGACGAAAGGUUGCCAUCAAAGAAUCGGCCCUAAACAGCGACAGAAGUUCAGAAAUACCCUUGAACAAUGGCUGGUGAAGCCCUCACAAAAAUCAAGUGCAGCUGAAGCGUUCCAAGCACAAGACGACGUGGAAAUGAGCAAUGAUGAUGAUGAUGGUUUGCAAAGCACCUCAGUGCAGUCUCCGGACUGCAAAAACACAGAAAAACAUACUAUCUCUGACUCUGAUGAAGAUACCCAACCCUUGACACCGCAAGACCUGAAUGAGGACAGCCCGGCGUCACCUUCCCUCAAGGAUGCUUCAGGUCAUGGGGUCAUGCAGACACACCCCCACAGUCAUAGUGAACAAGAAGAACAAGAAACGGAAACACGCCCAGCCAACUCAGAGGAAUCUGUCAAACACAAUACCAAAAUAACUGACUUCUUCUCGGGGACGUCAUCACCAGGUUUACCUGUGAGACGGGGCAAGCCAGAAAAGUUUCCGGAGAAACGAGAUGCCGAUAUAGAAACUAUGUCUACUGCUGUCGAUCCUGAUGUUAAGUGGCUGGGGACGCCAAUCAGCGAGUUAAAGAGAAUGCCUGAAUGUGGCAGGCCGCUUCCUCCGCUUAAGGAUGUUCCUGGCCAGCACACUGUGAUGAUAAGGACAGACCUUCUUCAGAAUGGAAAAGUUCCUGUUCCACAUCCUGCUAAGUUUAGGGAUACUUGGGAUGAUGUCCAUGUCAAGAUGCCCUGCUCCAGUUGGAACCUGUUUCCUGUAGAAGAUGAGGAAACCCGAGAACGCCAGAAUAAGAGUCGGUGGCAGUUGAUAACGGAAACUUUAAACAAGGAGUUUACAAGUCAGUCUGAGUUGAAGAAUGCAAUAUUGAAAUACAAUGCCUCAAACGCCAAGAAGUGGGACUUCACCGCAUUGAAUUUGUACUGCACUAAGGUCUUGGAGCCUGAUUCAGCUGAACAUCUGUUUGACUCCCUGCUGCCAGACAUGGUGCAAUUAGCACUGAGAGCAUCUGAGCUCUGCACCAAGCCGAUCCCCCUCCUCAAGAGCGGCAUGAACCACUCCAUCACCAUGUCUCAGGAGCAGGUGGCAUGUCUGCUCGCUAACGCCUUCUUCUGCACCUUCCCCCGACGCAACUCCAGAAAGACCGAGUACUACAACUACCCAGACAUCAACUUCUUCAGGCUGUUUGAGGGGUCCUCUUCAAGGAAGAUUGAGAAGCUGAAAACCCUGAUGUGCUAUUUCAAAAGUUUCACAGAGGAAACUCCCACUGGACUUGUAACAUUCACACGAAAAAGAUUGGAUAAACCUCUGAAUUGGAAAAGCUCGCAGACUCCGCUCACGAAGCUGCACAUUACUUGUGAAGGGACCAUUGAGGAUGAUGGUUAUGGAAUGCUACAGGUGGAUUUUGCCAAUCAGUAUGUAGGAGGAGGAGUCACCAGUGCCGGUCUUGUUCAAGAGGAAAUCCGUUUUCUGAUCAACCCAGAGCUUAUUGUUUCUCGCCUCUUCACCGAAGCCUUGGAUCAUAAUGAAUGUCUGAUCAUCACAGGUACACAGCAGUACAGUAAGUACACAGGCUAUGCUCAGACCUACCAAUGGAGUGGCAGCUAUCAGGACACGACUCCAAGAGAUGGGUGGCAGAGAAGAUGUACAGAAAUUGUGGCUAUUGACGCGCUGCAGUUCAAGAGCUUCCUCGAACAGUUUCGCCCAGAGAAAAUCAACCGGGAACUCAACAAGGCCUACUGUGGUUUUGCACGCCCCGAGGAUCAAAGCCAAAACCUCGCAGCAGUGGCUACAGGGAACUGGGGAUGUGGUGUUUUUGGGGGUGACACACGUCUGAAAGCUCUGCUCCAGAUGCUGGCAGCUGCUGAGGCGGGCCGUGAUGUGGCUUAUUUCACCUUUGGUGACAGCAAGCUCAUGACAGAUGUCUACAACAUGCACUCUUUCCUCACUCAGAGGAAGAUCAGUGUCGGGGAGGUGUAUGAUCUCCUGGGUCAGUACUACAGCUCAGUGUGCAAGAGCUGCCUCAGUCGGCGCCCUGAUGUCAGCCUCUACUCCUUCAUCUACCAACAGGUCAGCUCCUCCCCGGCGCCAGAUGACUCUGACGGUGGCUCGGCCAGACAACACGUCCCCCCAGACUGCUGUUGAGGUCAGGUGGCUGAUGAGUCACCUCGCCUUAUCGUUGGGAAAAAAAACACACGAAACAAUUACAAAAUGAAAUAUUCUCAGUCCGCCGUUAGCUUUAUUUUUAUAUCAAUUUGGUUUGCUGAACAGAUUUAAUUAAUAGCUUUGGAUUACCAAAUGUGUUCGUCCACCACUGGCAGCCGAAAAUGAAAAUCUAGCAUGCAGAUCCUUUUCAAGAACAACUGAACAGCAGAAGGUGAUUAGUUAUGACCCUGUCUGGCGCUGCUGUCCAAGCUGUGUUCAUUUUGCUGCUGCUGGUAAUACGCCAAUGGAUUGAGCUUCAAUACGAACCAAUUGUGAUUUUAAUGGUGAAGCAAAGGUUGCCAUCCAUCUUCUGAGUUUGUCAUGUUGCCUUUUUUACACCCACACAUAUCCAGCCUAAUUGAAUUGGCUGUCAGAAAUCAGGUUAAAGGAAAAGAAUAACAGGAACGGGGUUUGGAAAGCUUGGAGCGGUCUCAGGAAAACGGUUUGAUUUAAAGAGCAGCCCGGCUCUUUGGGAAACAAACUUUUACUUUCUGCAUUCGUAGCAAAAUUUUAGUUGCAAUCAUGGAUCCAUGAAUGCAUUUUUUUUUUGGUUCUUUGCUAUAUGUGAUACAUACGCCAAAGAAUCCGGUUGCACUUAACUGAUUUGUUUGUUUCAUUUACAACUGAUUCAUUUACAUCUGUUAUUAAUAGGCCUUCUCAAUUAUUGUUGUAUGACUACACAUGAAUUAAAAGUGAGGAUUUGUUUUUCCUAAAUAAAAUCAGUUUAAGUAUUCUAA